This is a messenger RNA of Chanos chanos (milkfish), 2875 nucleotides long. It is a transcript of the gene nup107, whose product is annotated as nucleoporin 107. Gene Ontology annotation, cellular component: nuclear pore; nuclear pore outer ring. Gene Ontology annotation, molecular function: structural constituent of nuclear pore. The record is from RefSeq and is a predicted model, not a curated record. The transcript is spliced from 26 exons. Gene Ontology annotation, biological process: protein import into nucleus; mRNA export from nucleus; post-transcriptional tethering of RNA polymerase II gene DNA at nuclear periphery. Lineage: Eukaryota; Metazoa; Chordata; Actinopteri; Gonorynchiformes; Chanidae. The coding region runs from base 68 to 2803 and encodes 911 amino acids.
AAGAGAGACAGGAUACAUGCUUCAUAGUUAGCAACAUUGACUAGCUUUCCGACUUUGCCUGGCCACCAUGGAAUGGGGGCAAAGUUGGUUGAGAUCACCAGUUGUUCGGGACUCCGAAGUAACGCAAGCCGCACGUAGGGUGGCAUUCCCCGUGGCCCAAGAUGGUACUCCAGGUACCACAACACCUGCACGAACAGCCCGGACACCUGGCUCCCAUUUCAAACAGUCAUUCACCCCUAAGAGUGCUCUUAGAAACCCAGAUGUUUCUGCUAUCUUGGGUACUGGAAGCAGAUUUUCUCGAUAUGUCAACACACCUCGGCCUACGGGCAGCCUGAGCAUGACGAAUUUGGAUGACAGUGACUGGACUAACAGCCUUUACCCAUCUCCACUGUCUGGCCUUGGAGAUACUAGUUUUACUAAUGACGUCAACACGAGUGCUGUUAUGUUGAAGGAAGAAGAUCCUGGAGAAGCUGCUUGUCUCAGCCUGUUCCCAGAGUUCCUGCAGUCAUUCUUGCGCCACUCAUCCAGUGCUGUCUUUGACCUGCUGGAGGAGUAUGAGGCCGUCUGCCAGGACAAGGUCAGUAUGCUGCAGAAGCUAGUCCUUAGGUCUGCUCCAGGACAGCAGAAGUCCUCAAAGACGGCCAGCAUCACUUGGCUCCUGCAGCAAGAGAUGGUCACUUGGCGCCUCAUCACGUCUUUGUAUAAAGACAGAGUACAGUCAGCACUGGAAGAUGAUAUCAUGAUGGAUGUGGCUGCUCCCAGUGAGAGUGAGAAGGUUGUGAUGGAGCAGCUGUUUCAGAGAGACAGUGUGGUGAGACAGAGUCAGCUGGUUGUGGAUUGGCUGGAGAGCAUCGCAAAAGACGAAAUUGGAGACUUCUCAGAUAACAUUGAGUAUUAUGCCAAAUCUGUGUGCUGGGAGAACACUUUACACACUCUGAAGCUGAGGAGAGGCCAGACAAACUCAGGCUUCAGCAGACCUCUAGUCACUGAACUGGACCCAGAUGCACCAAUCAGACAGAAGAGACCCCUGGCAGACCUGGACAGAGAGGACGAUGCCAGACUGCUCAAAUACCUCUUCACUCUUAUAAGAGCUGGCAUGACCGAUGAGGCUCAAAGACUGUGUAAACGCUGUGGACAGGCAUGGCGUGCAGCUACACUGGAAGGCUGGAAACUUUAUCAUGACCCUAACAUUAACGGUGAUGGUGCAGUACUACAGCAUGUGGAAGGAAACCCUCACAGGGCAGUGUGGAAGGUGUGCUGCUGGAGGAUGGCAGAUGAGGAGCAGUUCAACAGAUACGAAAGAGCCAUCUAUGCUGUCCUGAGUGGAAACCUCAAGCAGCUUUUGCCAGUGUGUGAGUCAUGGGAGGACACGGUCUGGGCGUAUUUCCGAGUGCUGGUGGACUCUCUGGUGGAGCAGGAGAUUCGGUCCUCUGGCAUGGCCAGUGAGGAACUAGAGGAACUGCCCAGAGAGUACCUGGAGGCCAACUGGACAUUGGAAAAAGUGUUUGAAGAACUGCAAGCAACUGAGUCCAAGAGAGUUUUGGAGGCAACCAAAGAACAUUACCACAUUAUUCAGAAAUUUGUCAUUCUUGGAGAUCUGGAUGGUCUGCUUGAGGAGUUCAGUGAUUGGCUAAGAAGGAGUCCAGCGUUACCUUCCCAUCUUCUUCGCUUCAUGACUCACCUGGUGCUGUUUUACAGAAGUUUGGGCAUGCAGCUCAAGGAGGAGGUGUCGGUUGAUGUGUUGAAAGCCUACAUUGGGUUGCUGAUCAGAGAUAAGCAGAUUGAUCUGAUCGCCUUCUAUGUCAGUCACUUACCUCCCGACACGGCCGUUACCCAGUAUGCCCAGUUCCUGGAGGAGGUGACGGAGACCGAGCAACGAAAGCACUGUUUGGAGCUGGCCCGCCAAGCAGGCCUCGAUGUGGCUGCUGUCACUAAGACAGUGGUGGAGACCAUCAGGGAGAGAGAUACUGACGAGUUUGCCCACCAUGACCUCACCCCUGCAUUGGAUUCAGGGACCACAGCGGAGGAUCAACAGAAGAUUGAUGUGAUUGAUUGGUUAUUGUUUGACCCCGCCCAGCGAGCUGAGGCACUGAAACAGAGCAAUGCCAUCAUGAGAAAGUUCCUUGCUUCCAAAAAACACGAUGCCGCUAAGCUGGUAUUUGCCAAGGUGCCGGAGGACUCCAUGCCUGAAGUCUGCCGCCAAUGGGAAGAGCAGGGCAUGGACCUGCCCCUUCCUGCUGAGGAUGAGAAUGCUAUUCGUGAGCACCUGUGUAUCCGAGCUUACCUGGAGGCACAUGAAGCCUUUAAUGAUUGGUUCAGGCAUAUGAACUCUCCUCCAGUGAAGCCCACCUUGCCUGCUCAGGCCAAGUUCACAGAGAAGGUUGCCCAUGAGAUGAAGGAGAAAGAGUACAAGAUGGAGCAUGAUAACUGGAAAGGGCGUUUAGAGGCUCUGACUGAGGAUGUGAAGGAGAGGAUCUAUAACGUCCUGUUAUUUGUGGAUGGGGGCUGGAUGGUCGAUGUCAGAGAGGAUGCGGAGGACAACCCUGAACGUUCUCAUCAGAUGAGUUUACUGCGGCGUCUGUGUCUGCCUAUGAUGGCCUUCCUCCUACUCACCGUGCUCCAACGCACAGAACGCCACCAGGAGAGUCUGCGCUUAGCCGACAUCAUUGCCUCUGACCAGCAUCGUCUUUAUGAUGUCUUUUCAAAGGAAGAGUUACAGAAAUUCCUUCAGAAGAUGAGAGAGUCCUCCCUGCUCUUACUUGAUAAAGACCUGGAUCCCUUGGGAUAUGAAAUUCAGCCCUGAGUAUCUCUCUCUCUCUCUCUCUGUCUUUUGUGUUGUGUGUUUGAAAAUAAUCUAACUGUGUUGUUAUCAUUU